This is a messenger RNA of Penicillium daleae, 741 nucleotides long. It is a transcript of the gene pup2, whose product is annotated as proteasome core particle subunit alpha 5. Gene Ontology annotation, biological process: proteasome-mediated ubiquitin-dependent protein catabolic process. The coding region runs from base 1 to 741 and encodes 246 amino acids. The transcript has 5 exons. Lineage: Eukaryota; Fungi; Ascomycota; Eurotiomycetes; Eurotiales; Aspergillaceae. Gene Ontology annotation, cellular component: proteasome core complex; proteasome core complex, alpha-subunit complex; nucleus. The record is from RefSeq and is a predicted model, not a curated record.
AUGUUCAUUGCACGUUCGGAAUAUGACCGUGGAAUCAACACCUUCUCCCCGGAAGGUCGUCUGUUCCAGGUCGAAUACUCUCUUGAAGCUAUCAAACUAGGUUCUACAGCGAUCGGUGUUGCUACAUCGGAGGGUGUCAUUCUUGGCGUGGAGAAGCGUGUCACAUCUACCCUUCUGGAAGCGUCGUCCGUCGAGAAGAUUGUUGAGAUUGAUCAGCAUAUUGGUUGCGCCAUGUCUGGCCUGCAAGCCGAUGCCCGCAACCUGGUCGAGCACGCCCGUGUCGAAUGCCAGAACCAUGCCUUCCACUUCGCCGAGCCCCUGCGCGUUGAGAGUACCACACAGGCUAUUUGCGAUUUGGCCCUGCGAUUCGGAGAGAGUGGCGAUGAUGAGGAGAGCGUUAUGAGCAGACCGUUUGGUGUUGCGUUGCUAAUUGCUGGAUAUGACGAGGAUGGUCCUCAGCUAUAUCACGCCGAGCCCUCAGGUACUUUCUACCGUUACGAUGCCAAGGCGAUUGGCUCCGGAAGCGAAGGCGCACAGGCCGAGCUGCAGAACGAAUACCACCGCUCCUUGACGCUGGCCGAAGCCGAGACCCUCGUUCUGAAGACACUGAAGCAGGUGAUGGAGGAGAAGUUGGAUGCGAAGAAUGUGCAGCUGGCAAGCGUGACGAAGGAGAAGGGCUUCCGCAUCUACAAUGAUGAAGAGAUGGGCCGUGCUGUGGCACAGCUGGGUGGGAAUCAAUGA